Molecule: messenger RNA, 835 nt
Organism: Sorex fumeus (smoky shrew)
Lineage: Eukaryota; Metazoa; Chordata; Mammalia; Eulipotyphla; Soricidae
Gene: CUNH1orf21
Product: chromosome unknown C1orf21 homolog
Exons: 6
Coding region: 351-716 (121 amino acids)
Source: RefSeq, a predicted model, not a curated record
CCUCCCGGGCGGGCCGGGCGGGCGGGAGUGUCGCCGACGCCCGGGGUCCCGCCCUCGCCGCGCCCGCCGGCGCCCGCGCUGCUCCCAGUCCCGGGGCUCCAGGCGCGGCCGCCGCUCUGCCCGCCCGAGGGGCCGCCUGGAGCGCUGGCGCCGCGCCCCGGGCCCGGCUGCGGGGGCGCGGGCCGGCGGGGGCCGGGGGGCCGCCCUCAGCGCCCCCCGCGAGCCGAGGGACCUCGUGACCGAGCCCGCGGGACCGUGGCUUCUCUCUGGGCUUGAGGACGAUGCGUGUUGCCCUGUGUCUGUAGCGAUGACCUGCAGCUCAGCCCGGCGGCAGCGAACCACAUAAGACUAUGGGCUGUACCUCCGCCAAGCAUGUAGCCUCUGUUCAAAGCGAAGAAGAAGCGCAGAAAGGGAAGAACUAUCAGAACGGAGAUGUGUUUGGUGAUGAGUAUAGGAUCAAGCCCGUGGAAGAGGUCAAGUACAUGAAAAACGGGGCAGAAGAGGAGCAAAAAGUCGCCGCCAGGAACCAAGAGAACUUGGAGAAAAGCGCCGGUUCCAACAUCAGACUGAAAACAAACAGGGAGAUCCCGGGCCUGGUGCACCAGCCUCGAGCAAAUAUGCACAUCUCAGAGAGCCAACAGGAGUUUUUCCGAAUGCUGGACGAGAAGAUCGAGAAGGGUCGCGAUUACUGUUCGGAAGAAGAAGACGUGACAUAACGUCCAUGCGGCCCCCAACCCUGGAGCGACUGCUGUGUAAAUAGGUCACACCCCCGUGGAAACCGUCUCCUGCCAAGGACUAGUGUCUGGUCCGACGACCGUGUCCCUCCACGCCGAAA